UAUUAAAUUUCUGUUGACAAAUGCCGCCCACUUAAAAAUAAACCAAACCCUUCCCCUUUUUCCCCUCCAAAAAAAGUUUACCAAACAAAGCACAACUCAAAAAAUGUUUGGUGGAAACAAUGAGUUUACCCAGCGUUUAAUGCUUCCUCAGCUCCACCUUCUUCCCGGCGCUGCCUCUGCCGGCGGUAGUUUCGCCGCCGGCGAUGAGUUUCCUAAUCGGGACGAACGUGUUCCGCCGUGGAGUAAUCAGGAAACUAGGGAUUUCAUAGCUAUACGAGGCGAAUUUGAGAUGGAAUUUGCUUCGGCGAAACGAAGCAAUUUGAAGAAGAUGUGGGAGAUGAUAGCUGUUAAGAUGAAUGAGAGAGGAGGAUACAGGAGAAAUGCUGAACAAUGUAAAACCAAGUGGAACAACUUGGUUAAUCGUUACAAGGGUAAGGAAACAUCUGAUCCAGAUAACGGCGGACAAUUUCCAUAUUUUGAUGAGCUGCAUGCACUUUUUACAGCAAAUACAAAUAACGUACAUAGACUACAGCUCGAAUCUGAGGCCGGUACCCAACAGGCAAGGAAGAGGCCUCGAAGAACAAGUAGAGAUCAAUCUUCAGAGGAUAUCUCAGAAGAUGAAGAAGGUUAUGCCUAUGAGAGUGAUGAAGUAAAGUUAAACAGAAGCAAUAUUGCUCCCAAAAAGAAAACCGAAAAGGAAAAGCGGCCAAGAACAAGCAAUGCAGAAAAACCACCUUCUAGACAACCCAGCUUAGGGAGUAUUAACAACACUAGUAGAGCUGUUGAUAAUAUUCAAGAAAUGCUUAAAGAAUUCUUUCAACAGCAGCUGAGGAUUGACAUGCAAUGGAGGGAGACAACGGAGAAGCAUGCUCGCGAAAGAGAAGUAUUCGAGCAGGAAUGGCGGUCGUCAAUGGAGAAGCUAGAAAGGGAUCGGAUGAUGAUUGAACAAGCUUGGAGGGAGAGGGAGGAGCAAAGAAGAAUGAGGGAGGAGAGCCGAGCUGAAAAGAGGGAUGUGCUGUUGACUACACUUUUGAACAAACUCAUUGGUGAAAAUCAUCCUUGAGAUGAUUCAUUGUAUUCUGAAUUAGGUAGAUUCCAAAAUAUUUGGGGAGUUGAGAGUUUGGCUUACACAGAAAUAGGAAUUUCAAAUCUGUAGAAAGUCACAGCUAGAUGAUACGUAGUUCAUGUUCUCAUUCUUGUAAAUGUUUACAGGAGGAAUUAAUUGAGAGCUGAAUUAAGUGUGGAUAAAAAGGAUUGACUUUGAGCUUUGGAUAAGUGUGAAUUGUCUGUAAUUUGAUGAAAAAUCAAUGGUGUAUUGUGAUUUGUAAAGCAGUCAUAGUAUUGGAAUCUAAGCAUUUGUACGA
Lycium barbarum (goji berry) is the source of this 1364-nucleotide messenger RNA. Its product is annotated as trihelix transcription factor GT-3b-like. NCBI's taxonomy places the organism in Eukaryota, Viridiplantae, Streptophyta, Magnoliopsida, Solanales, Solanaceae. The coding region runs from base 104 to 1063 and encodes 319 amino acids. The record is from RefSeq and is a predicted model, not a curated record. The transcript is spliced from 2 exons.